GAAGAGGUCGGGAGUAGGCGUCGACUUGUUCAGAGAUAAAAAGGCAGCAGCAGCAGAUUCCGACAGACAGAGAAGAGGACUAACAUCUGUUUCCUGCAUUUAUCAGUAAACAACAAUGGCAAAGGAAAAGAUCCACAUCAACAUCGUGGUCAUCGGCCAUGUUGACUCCGGAAAGUCCACCACCACCGGGCACUUGAUCUACAAGUGCGGAGGAAUCGACAAGAGGACCAUCGAGAAGUUCGAGAAGGAAGCUGCCGAGAUGGGCAAAGGCUCCUUCAAGUACGCCUGGGUGCUGGACAAACUGAAGGCCGAGCGUGAGCGUGGUAUCACCAUCGACAUCGCUCUGUGGAAGUUUGAGACYRMMAAGUAYYRYGUGACCAUCAUUGACGCUCCUGGACACAGGGACUUCAUCAAGAACAUGAUCACUGGAACCUCUCAGGCCGACUGUGCCGUGCUGAUUGUUGCUGCUGGUGUUGGUGAGUUCGAGGCUGGAAUCUCCAAGAACGGCCAGACCCGUGAGCACGCCCUGCUGGCUUACACCCUCGGUGUGAAGCAGCUCAUCGUUGGUGUCAACAAGAUGGACUCCACUGAGCCCCCUUACAGUGAGAAGCGUUUUGAAGAGGUCAAGAAAGAAGUUGGCAAUUUCCUCAAGAAAACCGGCUACAAUCCGAAAUCUAUUGCCUUCGUCCCCAUCUCUGGUUGGCACGGAGACAACAUGAUUGAAACCAGUGAAAAGUUUCAGGUCAUCAUCCUGAACCACCCCGGCCAGAUCAGCGAUGGUUACAGCCCAGUGCUGGAUUGCCACACAGCUCACAUCGCCUGCAAAUUCAAGGAACUUGUGGAGAAGAUCGACCGUCGGUCUGGUAAGAAGCUCGAAGAUACCCCCAAGUYUGUGAAGUCUGGAGAUGCUGCCAUUGUCCUCAUGGUGCCUUCAAAACCCAUGGUUGUUGAGGCCUUCAGCGAUUAUGCCCCACUGGGUCGCUUUGCUGUGCGAGACAUGAAGCAAACCGUGGCCGUCGGUGUCAUCAAGUCCGUCGAGAAGAAGGUCCCCACCUCUGCAAAGAUCACCAAGUCUGCACAGAAGGCUAAAUGAUAGAAUGAUUUCUUAUUAUGAUUCAAACAAUAAAAAAUCUUCAACAUUCCAGAUGAAAA
Messenger RNA from Paralichthys olivaceus (Japanese flounder), 1152 nucleotides. NCBI's taxonomy places the organism in Eukaryota, Metazoa, Chordata, Actinopteri, Pleuronectiformes, Paralichthyidae. The record is from RefSeq and is a predicted model, not a curated record.